UUUCUGCAAUUGUAAAGCACUUCGAGGGUCAAACAACAAAUGAAAUAGGGUGGGUUGGAAAUGGAAUGGAGCAUUCUUCUACGGUUAAAGAUUGGGGCUUUCUCCAGUCUAAGAAUCCUCUACCUUAGCGUACGUCCAGAGUAUCUGUUCAAAGUCAUCAUGUUUGCCACUGCAAUUCGGUAUAUUGCGAAGAAGCCAAAGCCAAAGAUGAAACCAAUAGAGGUCAAAACAUCACCUGAGCAGACACAAACGAUAACUAGAGUUAUUUUUGACAUCCUGAAGGAGCAUGGUCCUCUCACUAUUGCAGACACCUGGGAACGUGUGAAGGAAGUUGGUUUGAGAGGUCUGACAAGCAAAAGGCAGAUGAAAAUAGUAUUGAGAUGGAUGAGGGAGAGGCAGAAAGUUAGGCAGAUAUGCAACCAUGUGGGGCCCCAGAAGCAAUUUCUGUAUACAACCUGGUUUACAAAACCCAAUAUCAGGCAGUCAAGCCGGCCAAAGUUUCCAUGAACUCCAUUUUCACUACCAUAAGAAGCUUGUUUCACAUUCCCAAGUUGAUUUGAAAGCCUGCCUGAAAUCUGUCAUUGAGGAAGACUAUUUUUAUCAUUCUCUUUCUUCAAAAUCAAGCUAAAGGGUUUGGUCGUAUGUAGUGCUACUGGAUUAUACAACCCAAUGCUAAUCCGGGAUACGGUCGGUUGUCAAAAAAUUAUUCAAAAGCAUAUUCAAUGUAAUCCCAGCUACAUAAUCAUGAUGCAAAUGGACUUUUUAAAGAC
Molecule: messenger RNA, 770 nt
Organism: Diospyros lotus (date-plum)
Lineage: Eukaryota; Viridiplantae; Streptophyta; Magnoliopsida; Ericales; Ebenaceae
Exons: 3
Coding region: 61-507 (148 amino acids)
Source: RefSeq, a predicted model, not a curated record